This is a messenger RNA of Rotaria sordida, 342 nucleotides long. NCBI's taxonomy places the organism in Eukaryota, Metazoa, Rotifera, Eurotatoria, Philodinida, Philodinidae. The record is from the annotation of a GenBank genome assembly.
AUGAAAACAUACGCUCUCCGACCUAAUCGCCCAAUAACAGGCGAUGGAUCAUUUAGAAAUAUCCAUCUUAGACCACAUCCUGAUGAUGUAUUUGAUUGUCCAAAAAUAAGAGGACCGGCUAAAACUCGCUGGUUGAGAGGAAUAGCUGCUCAUCUUCAAUUAGCUAUUGCUCGAGCUACAUCUGAUGAAGCUAAAGGCCAGAAAAGAACCGCUAAAAUUUCACUCUCAAAUGCUGCAACUGUAAUAGCAUUAGAGAAAAUUGGUAUUAAAAAUAAGUGGGUACCAUGUCCUGAUCUUCUUCAAUUACUCGAUCUCAAUACCACCUUUACAAUGCUCAAUUGA